AUGAACAGAAAAAAACUGAAAUGGAAGAGGAAGGUAAAUACCUUCCUAAGAAGCAGCAUCACAAAACAAUUAAAAGAAAAAGAAAAAAAGCUGCCCAGCAAGAAUUCCAAAAGGGACGACAACAAGGCUUACGGAACCAAGAAAAUAGAUUAUUCAGUAAUGCAGCAACUCAGGGAACUGAAUGUCUUUCAGAAAACUACAUUUCAGCAUCUCAUAUGCCUGUCUUUGAUCUUGAGCUGAAAAGAUUCAGCAGUCAUCCAGCAAAUCAAAAGCUUAAUAAAAGUAAAGAGCAAAAUUACACCGCCGCUCAGCAUGCAGAUCUUUCAGAAGUGAAAAAUGAAGUCAACUUCCAUUACAGGAGCUCUGAUGAACUUUCUGGACAGAUGGAAAGCAACAAAUAUGUGUCAGGGACUAGGUGUUUCAGACGAUCACUACAGUCCUUUGAGACUGAAGACAAAACUUGCAUGCACAGCAUACUGUCUUCAUUUCAGAACAAGAGUCGUUGUUCGUUCAGUGUGUCUGCAUUUACUGAAGCAGCAGCAAAGAGGGACAGUAAUGAGACUUCUCAUUCAGAAGUUUAUAAGCCUACAGCAAAAACUCAAGCCACAAGGCAGAAUGAAGUCAUUGAUUCUGAUGACGAUGAUUAUACAAGGCCAGAUGAAGCCACACGUGCCAUCAUUGCAGUGGCUUUUGCUCCUUCAAGUUACUCCACACAUGGUCUUUCAAGACCAGCAACUCCUGAAGAAGAUUUGCCGAGAUACUAUGAUCUUAUUGAGCGAUCUAUCGACCCUUCAGUAGUUACUCCUCUUAGUGAUGAAUGGCUAGAGGGAAUCUAUUCUUAUAUCCCAGCACAGCUGUGCAUUGUGCAGAGCAAAGCCCUUCAGGAUUUAACACAGGAGAUUAGACGUAUUUAUGUAGAUGCCGUGAAGAAAUCAAUACUGGACUACAUACUGCUAGAGCCUACUGAACAGAAGAGGCUUGGAGUUGUGUUGCCUGCCAAGCCUUCAAACCCAACUGGAAGGGAAAGAUUUCCUUGGCAUGAAAGUGUUAAAAAGGCAAGGAUGACACUUAACAGCACCCUUUAUAUCACUCACCCCAUUAUGUUGACUAUACUCAACAGCUUCCAUAGCAAGUACAAAUCAUUUAGACUGAUCAACCUUAAGGAACUCAUUCGAAUGUUACCUCUGACCCUUGAUCAACUUGUUAAACAUAUCACUGAUGUCACAGAGAAGAAAGCUGCCCAACUACAGUCACAGUGGUUGAAAGAAUGCUGCAGUAUUAUAAAUGAAAACAGGGACUCUAUUGAAUCUUGGAUGCCCCAGGAUGAUGAGGUUCAGCGAAUGAAGAGAAUGGAUCAUUUCUUUGCCAGUGUGGCAACGCUCAUGGCCAACUUAUUCAGAAUAAUCACAGAGGAAACACUUGGUGACCUAGUUAAUAUGUUCGAAGAAUACAAAAAAGGAAAUGGCUACAAUGGGGAUUAUCCAGAAAGCACUCUGGGGCUUCCUGUUACACCUCACCUAAUUAUAAUCUCCAUGAAACCAUCCUUUGCAGAUUCUGAUAUUUAUUUUUCUCCAUCCAUGGACGAGAUGAUGACAGGAUUAAACUCAAUAGUAGAUAAUAUCAUUCUCAGUGUCCAGAAAAUACCAAGACCUGAGCAUCUUCUCUUCCAGAUGGUCGAUAACUUAGAAGUGAAAUAUAUUAGCAGUGUUCAGCUCCAUGAAGAGAUUGUUCUGUCUGCUAAAGCAAGAAUCCAGGCUGUGAUUGUAAGCAACUGUAACGGACCAAAUAGAUACUUCAAGGUUUAUGAGCCGUACAAAUAUCUUUUGUCUCUAGAAACUGAGAUAACAUUUCAGAAAUAUGCCAACAAAGAACCUCUCCUUCUUAGAGACUGCAGAAGGGAGCUUGACAGACUGAAGAAAAUAGCCGAUGACUUGGCCUCUUUGCCUGUCUUCAUACCCAUGGAACUACUGUUGCUGAACUGCUCUGAGAUCACUCAAUGCAUGAUGGAUCGUUCCCGCCAGCUGGCUAAUAUCAUAAUUAACAAAGUUGCAACCGUGUCUGAAAAGUUUAAUCGAAACAUUUGCAAAAUGUAUGAUGCCAUUGUUACAAGGAUCACCAGUAUUUUGGAAUCUACAUCUGCACUGGUGCAGCUUCAGAAUUAUGUAGACAAGCUGAGGAGUGGUGAACUCAUUAAGAUAAAGGAAGAACUUGAAGCUGCUGCCGAAAACCUUAUGUUUCUGAUAGACUAUGCAAUCCUUUCUAAAGAGGAUAUUAUUCUUAGUGGAAAUACAUUUUCCUGGCCGCAAAGGAUUAUCCCUAUAAUCAAAAACAGUGAAACACGACUGCAAAAAGAACAUGAUGCUGCUGUGUCAAAACUCGCUCAGUGGCAGAAUGAUUUUAGAAAACGCAUUGCUGAAGUGGCCGAGGCUGUAAAGGAAUUUAAUAAGAAAGAUCGAACAUCUGAAGCGCACAUUUACAAGGAAAGGUUGGAUGAAAUAAACAGAAAAAUAAAAGACUUUAUGGAUGAGAAAGCUUUAAUCAACCAGGAAGAAAUACUUCUUGAGACUGGACAGAUCAGCCAAUAUCCAGAAAUUCAGGAUAUUAUCCGAAGCAAGGAGCCCUUUGACCGACUGUGGACAACUGCUGCCCAUUUCAACACACGCUAUAACCAAUGGUUGAAUGGACCACUCUUGCAGGUUAAUGCAGAAGAAGUGGAAGAGGAGGUUCAGAAUUUAUGGAAGAUCGGCUACAAGCUGACAAAGGCAUUCUAUCAUCCUGACUUACACGGGCCAAUGAAAGUAGCAACUGCCAUCAAAACAAAGCUUGAAAAGUUCAAAAUCAACCUACCACUGAUAAAUGCUCUCUGCACACCUGGGAUUAAACAAAGGCACUGGGAGCUGAUGAGUCAAAAGGCUGGAGUCAGCAUUAAGCCUCUUGAAAACACAACACUAAUGGAUGUUUUACACAUUGGCCUUGAAAAGCAUUUGGAUGAGUUAACCCAAAUCAGUGCCCAAGCCAGCAAGGAAUAUGCCUUGGAAAAAGCACUGAGUAAGAUGAAGAAAGACUGGCUAGAGGUUUCUUUUAACUUUUCCCCCUAUAAAGACUGUGGCAUCUGUGUCCUUGCAGCAGUGGAUGAUAUUCAGAUUUUGCUAGAGGACCACACUGUGAAAACUACAGCAAUGAAAAGUUCUCCAUUUAUUGCUCCCUUUGAACAAGAAAUAUUAGCUUGGGAGGCUAAACUGUGGCUGAUGCAUGACAUUCUGGAAACUUGGCUACGGGUACAAAUGGGCUGGCUUUACCUGGAACCCAUUUUUGGAUCUGAAGACAUACGUAACCAGAUUCCAGUAGAGGGACAGCACUUUGAAACUGUUGACAGGAUCUGGAGGCUAAUAAUGAAGGAGUCGGUGAAGGUGGCGAAUGCCAUGCGGGUUAUCUCACGGCCCCAGAUGCUGGAUAAGUUGAAGGAAGCAGCAUCACUUUUAGAUGACAUUCAGAAAGGCCUCAAUGACUAUCUGGAAACAAAAAGGUUAUUCUUUCCAAGGUUCUUCUUUCUUUCCAAUGAUGAGCUGUUAGAAAUUCUGUCUGAGACAAAGGACCCUUUGAGAGUACAACCUCAUCUGAAGAAAUGCUUUGAAGGAAUUGCUAAACUUACUUUUAAUGAUGAAAAAGAGAUUACCCACAUGGAAUCAGCAGAACAUGAGAGGGUUCAGCUCGUGCAGCGAAUCAUUCCAGCCCAGGCUAAGGGAUUAGUCGAGAAAUGGCUUCAUGAGGUUGAAAAAAUGAUGAAGAAAUCUUUACAGGAAGUAAUGUUUCAGUCAAUUAAUGCUUAUCCAGAAACUCUGAGGAAAAGCUGGGUGUUACAGUGGCCUGGACAGGUUGUCCUAGCUUCUAAUAUUAUAUACUGGACUAUGGAGGUUUCUCAGGCUAUUACUCUGAAAGGUGGACUCCAAGCCUAUCUGCAGACAAGCAACAGACAAAUUGAAGAUAUUGUCAAGCUGGUGAGAGGCACGCUGACCAAAAUGGAGCGUAUUACUCUUGGGGCACUCAUCACCAUCGACAUUCAUGCUCACGAUGUUGUCACAAAGUUAAACAAACUUGGAAUUUGCAGCACUUCUGACUUUAAUUGGAUCGCACAGCUGAGAUACUACUGGGAAGAACACAGUGUAACUGUAAGAAUGAUAACAACUGCAGUGUCUUAUGGAUACGAAUAUUUGGGAAAUACAGGACGACUUGUUAUAACACCUCUCACUGACAGAUGUUACAGGACUCUUAUGGGAGCUUUGCAGCUGAACCUUGGAGGUGCACCUGAGGGACCAGCAGGAACAGGGAAGACAGAGACUUGUAAAGAUUUAGCUAAGGCUGUAGCUAAACAGUGUGUUGUAUUUAACUGUUCAGAUGGAUUGGAUUACAAAGCCAUGGGGAAAUUCUUCAAAGGACUUGCACAAGCAGGAGCCUGGGCAUGCUUUGAUGAAUUUAAUCGCAUCGAGCUAGAGGUACUGUCAGUUGUAGCCCAGCAGAUUCAAACUAUCCAACGUGCUGUAUCAGAGCAGGUCCAAACAUUCAUCUUCGAAGGUGCUGAGAUCUCACUUAACCCAUCAUGCACUGUGUUUAUAACAAUGAACCCUGGGUAUGCUGGGAGAGCUGAACUGCCAGACAACCUAAAGGUACUGUUCCGUACAGUCGCCAUGAUGGUUCCAGAUUAUGCACUGAUUGCUGAAAUUUCUCUGUAUUCAAUGGGAUUUGUUGAGGCCCGGAACUUAGCUGCCAAAAUAGUGGCCACAUACAGACUGUGCUCAGAACAACUCUCAUCUCAGCACCACUAUGACUACGGUAUGAGAGCAGUAAAAUCAGUGCUGACAGCAGCUGGAAAUCUUAAGGUGAAGUUCCCAGAGGAAGAAGAAGAAGUUCUGAUGCUUAGAUCUAUCACUGAUGUCAACCUGCCAAAGUUUCUAUCCCAUGACAUUCCUCUGUUUGAUAGCAUCAUUUCAGACCUCUUCCCAGGGGUCAUUUUGCCAGCUGCAGACCAUGGCAACUUGGAGGUCUUCAUCAGAGAAUUCAUCAAAAGGAUGAAUCUACAGCCAGCUCUCUGGUUCAUCAACAAGAUAAUACAGAUUUAUGAAAUGAUGCAAGUUCGACAUGGCUUUAUGCUUGUUGGUGGCCCACUGGGAGGAAAAACAUGUGCUUUGAAGGUACUGGCUGGAGUUCUUGAAAUGCUAGAAGACAAGGCUCUGAUGGAUGAGCACAGAGUGGAUUAUAUUUUUAUCAACCCAAAAGCUAUUACAAUGGGCGAGCUCUAUGGUUACUUUGAUCCUGUGUCCCAUGAAUGGAGUGAUGGUAUUCUGGCAAAUAUUUUUCGAGAACAUUCAAGUAGUUUAACCAAAAACAGAAAAUGGUGCAUUUUUGAUGGACCCGUUGAUGCUGUUUGGGUAGAGAAUAUGAACACAGUUCUAGAUGACAACAAGAAGCUCUGCUUAAUGAGUGGUGAGAUUAUUCAGAUGAGCUCUCAGCAGAACAUGAUUUUUGAGGUCUUGGAUUUAGAACAAGCAUCACCUGCUACUGUCAGUAGGUGUGGAAUGAUAUAUAUGGAGCCAAUGGAUUUGGGAUGGGAACCAUUGUUUUGCUCCUGGUUAGAAACAAAACUGCCCGAACAACUGACAGUAGAACACAAGCACAUUAUAAAGAUGUUGUGUAACUGGCUAAUUCCACCUUGUUUGGCAUUUGUUCAGAAGAGGUGCAAGUUUGUGGUUCAGACUUCUCCUAUGCACUUAACCAUCUCCAUGUUAACACUCUACGAAUGCCUACUGGGUGACAUCAGGAUGCUUGAAAGUACAGUUGGCGAAGAAGGAGUGAAUCUUCAUACAUCAGACACAACAAGCAAACAUAUGUUUUCUGUAAUGAAACAAAAGUCAGAAGAGGUUACAAGUCUUAUAGUAGCCUAUGCUUUUUUUUCUAUAAUAUGGUCAAUUGGGGGAAUUUUGGACUCUUCCUCAAAACAUCAUUUCAGUGAAUUCUUGAGAAACCUCUGUGAUCAAGACACAAAAUACCCACAGCCAAAGGAUCUUAAAUUCCCUCGGGCACUACUAAUUCCUAAAAAAGGAAGAGUCUAUGACUUUGUCUACCUUCAGAAACAUUUUUCUUCAUGGUGCAUGUGGAAGGACUUGGUGUCCUCUGUGAAUAUUGACGACAGCAUGCAGCUGAAUGACUUUAUUGUGAGUACCCCAGAGACAGUCCUGCAAAUCUACUUUCUGGAGAAGUUGCUGCUUCAGGAUAAGCCAUUACUGUUUGUCGGCCCCACAGGCACUGGAAAGACAGCUAUUACAAAUAGUUUUCUGCAGCACUUACCUCAUGAAAAAUAUGUUAUAUGUCAAAUUAACUACUCAGCACAGACCUCGGCUAAUCAGACCCAGGGCAUCAUCCUAACAAAACUUGAAAGAAAACGGAAAGGCAUUUAUGGAGCCCCAGCAAGAAAGAAGGUGUUUGUUUUUGUUGAUGACCUUAACAUGCCUGCCAAGGAGAAAUAUGGUGCCCAGCCUCCCAUUGAACUGCUGCGGCAAUGGAUUGACCACGGCUAUUGGUUUGACAGGAAUGAUACCAGCAAGGUACAUAUUCAAGACACAUCCAUAGUUGUGGCCAUGUCACCCCCUAGUGGUGGACGGCAUGCAGUGACACCUCGCUUUCUUCGACAUUUCAACAUUAUUUCCAUCGAUGCCUUUAAUGAAGAAACAAUGAAAAGCAUCUUUCAGCCUGUGGUUGAUUACCAUUUCAGCAAGGGGUUUGAAACAUCACUCAGACGGUAUUCUCGAAUUUUUGUCUGGGCAACAACAGAUAUGUAUAGUCAAACUGUAGCGAAAUUUCUACCAACCCCCUCCAAACUACAUUAUGCCUUCAAUCUAAGAGACUUCUCCAGAGUUAUACAGGGGCUAAUGCUAUUGAAGUGUGAACAGGUUCCUCCAGGCAAUGAGGGGGCUUUUAAAUUGGCAAGACUUUGGAUUCAUGAAGUCUACCGUGUAUUUUCUGACAGACUGGUGGACAAUGAAGACAGAAAGUCAUUUUUUCAGAUUAUCAAGAAUGUUGUACAAACGCACUUUAAGGAAAAACUGAAUAACUUGUUCAGCUAUAUGGUCAUUGGCAGAGAAGUCCAGGAGGAUGACAUGCGGAAUCUCUUCUUUGGUGAUUACAUGACAGUGAAAACUAAUGAAAAGGCAUACAAAGCCUACAAUGAAAUUAGUGAUAUGAAUGCACUGAAGAUGGCUAUUGAAUGUUACCUUGAUGAAUUCAAUACAGCUAGCAAGGCUCCUAUGGAUCUAGUGAUGUUUCAGUUUGCAAUUGAACACAUCUCACGUAUUAGCAGAAUACUUAAACAACCCAGUGGACAUGCCCUUUUAAUUGGUAUUGGGGGCAGUGGCCGACAGUCAUCAGCAAGACUUGCAGCAUUCAUGGCUGACAUGGAGCUCUUCCAAGUUAGUAUUCAAAAGUCCUACACAGUUGCUGAGUGGAAAGAUGAUCUAAAGAAGGUGCUUAAAGAAGUUGGUCUGAAUGGAAUCCAAACUGUGUUCCUAUUUGCCGAUCACCAAAUCAAGGAUGAAUCAUUUCUGGAAGAUAUCAAUAUGAUUCUAAACACCAGUGAUAUACCAACCCUUUUUGAUAAGGAAGAAAAACUUGAAAUCACAGAAAAGAUGAGGCAGCUUGUACCUAUAAAUCAUGAACAAUUAGAACUCACUCCAUUUAGCAUAUACAAUAAAUUUAAGGAAGGAAUCCAGAAAAAUUUACAUAUUGUACUUGCAUUCAGUCCUGCAGGAGACUCAUUUCGUAAUCGCCUGCGUCAGUUUCCAUCUCUCAUUAACUGCUGCACUGUUGACUGGUUCCAGGCCUGGCCCAAUGAUGCCCUUCAGAAGGUGGCUAAUCAUUUUCUUGAUGAUGUGGAGAUGACCCAAGAUAUCAGAAAUGAAGCUGUUAUUAUGUGUCAGCAUUUCCAUCAAAGUGUUGUAGCACUGUCGAAAAGGUUUUUCGACUCAUUGCAAUGGAGGACCUAUGUAACACCUACAUCCUACCUGGAACUUAUCAAAACUUUCAAGAAUCUCUUAGAAAAGAAAAGGCUUGAAUUGCUCACUAACAAAAAUCGAUACAUUGUUGGCCUUGAAAAACUGGACUUUGCUGCAUCACAGAUAGCUAUCAUGCAGCAAGAAAUGACAGAGCUGAAACCACUGCUGAUUGAACGGAGCUCUGAAACAGAGGAACUUGUAAACAUCAUCGGAGAAGAGACACUGGAAGUAGAGGUUGUGAAAAUGGUUGUAGAGGCCGAUAAGGUGUCAGCAGAUGAAGCAGCAGAGGAAGCUAAAGCUAUUAAGGAAGAAUGUGAACAGAAGCUCAGUAUCGCCAUGCCUGCCCUGAAUGCUGCGAUUACAGCACUCGAUACUCUCAAAGCCAGUGACAUCACACUUCUGAAAACAAUGCAGAAUCCUCCUGCAGGAGUCCGUCUCACUCUGGCUGCCAUUUGCAUACUAAAGGGCAUUAAACCAGAGAAGAAAGUUGAUCCAAGUGGAAAGAGCACAGAUGAUUACUGGCCUUCUGCCAAGAAGAUGCUCGGUGAUAUGAAAUUUUUAGAUUCACUCAAGGACUUUGACAAAGACAACAUUCCUCCCAAAGUAAUUGCUCAUAUAAGAAGGGAUUUUAUUAAUAAUCCUGAAUUCCAGCCAGCUGUUAUCAAGAAUGUUUCUUCAGCCUGCGAAGGCCUCUGCAGCUGGGUCAGAGCCAUUGAAGUGUACGAUAAAGUUGCCAAGAUUGUGGCCCCUAAACGCCAGCGUCUGGAAGCAGCUGAAGCAGAGCUAGACAUUCAAAUGGCAAAGCUGAGCAAAAAGCAAGUUGAACUUCAUGAGGUGAGCACAAAGCUCCAACAUCUGCAGGACCAGCUGGCUCAGAAACUCCUGGAAAAACAUAUGCUAGAAAAGAACAUAGAGCAGACAAAGGUCAAAUUACAGCGAGCUGAAAAGCUGAUCAGUAGACUUGGAGGAGAAAAGGAACGCUGGACCCAGACAGCUAAGCAGCUGGAAGAUACCUAUCAUAACAUUGUUGGCGAUGUAUUACUAAGUGCUGGUAUUGUGGCCUAUUUGGGUCCUUUCACUCCAGAAUUCAGACAGGAAGUCCUCAAAGAAUGGUUUAAUAUGUGCAAAGACAAACAAAUUCCUGUAUCCAGGAACUUCUCCUUGUUGACCACCUUAGGAGAUCCAGUGAAGAUCAUGGAAUGGCAGCUCCAUGGGCUCCCUAGAGACAUCUUUUCUGUGGAGAAUGCCAUCAUUGUGACCUCUGCCAGACGAUGGCCACUCAUGGUUGACCCACAAGGUCAGGCUAACAAAUGGAUUAAAAACAUGGAAAAAGUCAACAAGUUGUAUGUCUGUAAGGCUACUGACCCUGACUACACAAGAACACUAGGCAACUGUAUCCAGUUUGGAAACCCAGUACUAAUUGAAAACAUUUCUGAAGAGCUUGAUCCAAUUUUGGAGUCAGUAAUGCUGAGGCAGACAUUUAAACAAAGUGGUGUGGAGUACAUCUGCCUGGGAGAAGACAUUAUUCAAUACAGCAGGGACUUCAGACUCUACCUGACCACCCGCAUUCGGAAACCUCAUUAUUUGCCUGAAGUUUCUGUCAAGGUAACACUUCUUAACUUCAUGAUUACACCAAUAGGCCUGGAAGAUCAGUUGCUAGGUAUUGUUGCUGCAAAGGAAAAGCCUGAACUGGAAGAAAAAAAGAACAUACUGUAUCUGGAAGGAGCGAAAAACAGGAAGCAACUGAAAGAGAUCGAAGGACAAAUUUUGGAGGUGUUGUCAAUGUCACAGGGAAACAUUCUAGAAGAUGAACGUGCCAUUGACAUUUUGUCAUCCAGCAAGAAGCUUUCCCAGGAGAUUCAUGAAAAACAAGAAAUAACAACCACAACUGAAAGGGAAAUUGAUGAGACAAGAGAUGGAUACAGGCCUGUUGCAAACCACUCGAGUGUAUUGUUCUUUGUCAUCUCCAAUCUGGCGUACAUUGAUCCAAUGUAUCAGUAUUCUCUGGUGUGGUUUAUCAACUUGUACAUCAGUUCCAUUAUCAAUAGCCAGUCCUCUCCAUUGUUACAUGAGCGAAUAAGCAAUCUCAAUGAGCACGUCACAUUCAGUAUCUACCAACAUGUAUGUCAGUCACUAUUUGAGAAACACAAGAUGCUUUUCUCAGUUUUGCUCUGUGUGGGUCUACAGAAGAACAGAGGUCAGAUAAAAGAUGCUGAGUGGCGUUUCCUACUAACUGGUGGUGUUGCUUUAGAGAUUCCUUAUGCCAACCCAGCACCUGCCUGGUUGUCUGAUAAGUCAUGGGGAGAACUGGUUUAUCUGUCACUCUUACCCACAUUCUCUGACUUGAAGAAUCAUGUUUCUUUAAAUUCUCCUGAAUGGAAAAAGAUAUAUGAUUCAUCCCAACCAUAUGAACAAGAGCUACCUGACCCCUGGGAAGACAUCCUAAACAAUUUUCAAAAAUUACUUGUUGUUCGCUGCUUGCGACCUGAUAAGAUUCUCCCAGCUCUUCAGAAGUUUAUUAUUGAAAACUUGGGUGCAGUCUACAUUGAACCUCCAACGUUUGACCUCCAACACAUUUACAAGGACUCCAGCCACUCCACUCCACUUAUUUUUGUUCUCUCACCAGGAGCUGAUCCAAUGGCUUUGCUUAUGAAAUUUGCUGAAGAGCAAGGAAAGGGAGGAACAGGUCUUCAGACCAUAUCUCUUGGUCAACAACAAGGUCCAGUGGCCAGAAAGAUGAUUGAGAAGGCAUUAGAGGAAGGUACAUGGGUUGUGCUACAGAACUGUCAUCUAGCAACUAGCUGGCUACCUGAACUGGAGUAUAUUUGUGAAGAGGUUAUUACAGACAGUGAAAAGAUCAACCCAGAGUUCCGUCUCUGGCUGACUAGCUACCCCUCUGGUGACUUUCCUGUUUCAGUACUGCAGAAUGCCAUAAAAAUGACCAAUGAACCACCCAAAGGUCUACGAGCAAACCUUUUAAGGUCCUACCUGAAUGAUCCCAUCUCAGAUCCACAGUUCUUUAAUGGUUGCAAUAAACCAAAGGUUUGGAAGAAACUUCUCUUUGGGCUAUGCUUCUUCCAUGCCCUUGUCCAGGAAAGAAGAAUGUUUGGAUCACUCGGCUGGAACAUUCCUUAUGAAUUCAAUGAGUCAGAUCUUAGAAUCAGUGCAAGACAGGUCCAGAUGUUCCUUAAUGACUAUGACCAAGUCCCUCUGGAGGCCCUAACCUACCUCACAGGAGAGUGUAAUUAUGGUGGAAGAGUAACUGAUGACUAUGACAGACGUCUUCUUUUAAGCCUCUUGGCAACCUUUUACAAUGAACGCAUCAUCACAGAUGACAACUAUGUAUUUUCCAGCAGUGGUAUUUACUUUGCUCCGAGAAAAGGCAGCUAUGAAAGCUAUUUAGAGUACAUUAAAAGCUUACCUCUCAAUGCAGACCCUGAGGUAUUUGGGCUACAUGACAAUGGAAGCAUCACAAAAGAACAAAAAGAGACUCGGGAACUGUUUGAUGGAAUUCUGACAACUUUGCCUAGGGAGGCAAGCGGAGUUGGGAAAUCAACAUCAGAAAUUGUACAAGAUCUCGCUGCUGAUAUUUUGUCAAAAAUCCCACCAGAGUUCAGCAUAGAAGAUGUUAUGAAUAAAUACCCUAUGCAGUACAAUGAAUCAAUGAACACCGUACUUGUUCAGGAACUGCUCCGUUUUAAUCAGCUAACAUCGACCAUUAAAUCCAGCUUGGAAGACAUGAAUAAAGCAGUCCAUGGUCUGCACGUACUGUCUCAUGAGCUGGAAGAGAUGAGCAACAGUAUGAUUGUUGGCAAGGUACCAUCCAAAUGGUCAAAGAAGUCUUAUCCUUCAUUAAAACCUUUAGGCAGCUACAUCAAUGACCUUCUUUCCAGAUUAUCAUUCUUUAAGAGAUGGGUUGAUAAUGGAAACCCGGAUGUCUUCUGGAUCUCAGGUUUCUAUUUUACUCAGUGUUUCCUGACAGGAGCUUUGCAGAACUAUGCCAGGACAUAUAAGAUUCCAAUUGACAAUCUUGGGUUCCAGUUUGAUGUUAUUGAUUAUGAAACAGCCAAGCCAGCAUCACCAACAGAUGGUGUCUACAUAGAAGGCCUUUACAUUGAGGGUGCUCGAUGGGAUCGUAAAAAGCAUGCACUUGGAGAAUCUAUACCCAAAGUGCUGUUUGAGAGCAUGCCAGUUAUAUGGCUGAAGCCAAGUGAAAAAUCCUGUUUCAAAGAAGGGCUGGCUACAUAUGGAUGCCCAGUUUACAAAACAAGUGCACGGAGAGGAAUGCUUUCCACCACAGGCCAUUCCACGAACUACGUUCUCAACAUUGCUCUACCCACAGACAAACCACAGAACCACUGGGUGAAUCGAGGAGUUGCCUGCCUUUGUCAGCUGGAUAGUUAAUGCUGUGGUUGUGCAAACCGUUGUUCAGACAUGAAUCAGAACAAGGGUAUCUCUAGUCUGCAAUAUUGACAACUUUUGGCAAACAAAACAAAACUGAUGUUAGCAUUAUAGAGUAGAAGAAUUAAUGAACAGCUACACACUAUUUAAAUAAUUAGGUUACAAAUUUAAACUAUAUAUGGUGCUAUAAAUAUGAAAGUAAAUUAAUAUUUUAUUGAUAGCUGACAUGUUGAAUUGUCAGUGAAUUAUGAACCCAAAAUGUUAAUUUAAGACUCAUAAUCCUUGUUUGAUGAAAUAAUAUUGAUCUUAUUGAUAUCCAUGCCUUUCUUGUAAUUUAAUCAGAAUGUGUGCAAUGUUGUUUUUUUGUUUUUUUUUUUUUACAUUCUUCAUAAGCUUAGAUAUUUACUUCCAGUAACUGAAAAUGCAUGCUGCUUUUAGGGAACAUACUGAGGUCAAAGGCAGUCUGGAGAUUCAAACUGGUAUUGCAGUGCUAUAAACACAAGAGAAAAGCAAAGAUGAAAAUCACAACGUAAUUUGCUUGGCAGAGUUUGAGAAGUGAAAUCAAAUUCAGUACAGUGGUUUUAUAUUUACUGUAAUUUUACUGUAAUGUUUGUUGAUUUACUAUCCAGUAAUUUCUCUAGGAAAUAUAGAAACUGGAUUUAAAAUAAAACAUGCAAAAUAAUGGAAUGUCAUUUACAGAAAAGGACAAUCCACUUUACGACUUUUUUCCCAAAAGUUAACUGUAGCACUGGUUACAGUGAACAGAGACAUCCAGUUGCUUUUCCUUACCUUAGCUUUGCAGUAUUACAUGUUGUAGAGAAUAACUGCCCCCUGGAUAUCUGAAUGUAUUUUUUCACAGAGAGGACUGUGGAUGGACUGUACUAUCAAGCAAAUAUAAUGUAAUGUACUGUUGGUCUAUUUAAUGGCUAUAUUUAAGAUGUUAACAAAGAUGGCUUUUAUGAACAAGAAACAUUUCAAAGGAUGCCUACCCCAACAGCAAUCCAGCUUCUGGUUCACAACUUUGGAUUACUUUUUUUUUUGCUGUAGAAGUUCAUACAGAUGAAAUGGUAUCAUCUGACUUUGGCAGUGAUUGUAUAUUCAUUUUUGUGCAGUACUAAGCCUCUUCCUCAUAGUAGUUUUGUACCUUGCAAAUAAAAUUAUGAUUUCAAAUUGUU
This is a messenger RNA of Protopterus annectens (West African lungfish), 13618 nucleotides long. RefSeq names its product dynein axonemal heavy chain 3-like. Bases 21 to 12446 code for a protein of 4141 amino acids. The record is from RefSeq and is a predicted model, not a curated record. Gene Ontology annotation, cellular component: dynein complex. The transcript has 76 exons. Gene Ontology annotation, molecular function: minus-end-directed microtubule motor activity; ATP hydrolysis activity; dynein light intermediate chain binding. Gene Ontology annotation, biological process: microtubule-based movement. Lineage: Eukaryota; Metazoa; Chordata; Ceratodontiformes; Protopteridae.